Molecule: messenger RNA, 834 nt
Organism: Aspergillus fischeri NRRL 181
Lineage: Eukaryota; Fungi; Ascomycota; Eurotiomycetes; Eurotiales; Aspergillaceae
Product: RTA1 domain-containing protein
Exons: 3
Coding region: 1-834 (277 amino acids)
Cellular component (GO): membrane
Source: RefSeq, a predicted model, not a curated record
AUGGCAUUCAAGCUUUACCACUACGACCCUUCCGCAGGCGCCGCUGUUGCGUUUGCUGCAAUUUUCGGGUUAACAACGGUUGUCCAUAUAUGGCAGAUGGCAAAGGCAAGGGCUUGGUUCAUGACUGCCUUCAUUAUCGGUGGCUUCUUCGAAGCAAUUGGCUACCUCUGCAGAUACAUCAGCGCAGAGCAGACCCCAAACUGGACGACAAAGCCGUAUAUAGGGCAGAGUUUGCUCCUUCUCCUUGCUCCAGCGCUAUUCGCCGCGUCCGUAUACAUGAUCCUGGGCCGGAUUAUUCGACUGCUGAACGCGGGUUCUCUCUCGUUGGUCCGUCCGAAUUGGCUGACCAAGGUCUUUGUAACUGGUGAUGUUAUCUCCUUUUUAAUGCAGUGCGGAGGUGGUGGCUUACUGGCGGGCGCCAAAACACAAGACAAGGUCGACAUGGGAGAACAUAUGAUCAUCGGUGGCCUCUUCGUUCAAAUCCUGUUCUUCGGUUUCUUCAUGAUCGUUUCAGUGAUUUUCCAUCGCCGUAUGCUUGCAACACCCAUGCAUCACAUGAUGUCCACGCAGCUGCCAUGGAACUACUACAUGAAGAUUCUGUACACGGUCAGUCUUCUGAUCAUGGUCCGGUCCGUAUAUCGUGUGGCCGAAUAUGUGCAAGGAAGCGACGGGUAUCUUCAGAGCAAGGAGGCCUUCAUCUAUGUUUUUGAUGCUGCACUAAUGUUCGCAUGCUGCGUUAUCCUUAAUGUAUCCCACCCGAGCAAGCUCUUGUCGCACAGUCAGGCGGGCCACAAAGUGGAUUCUGAUCUGGAGAUGCUGAACCCGGAACGGUAA